Caenorhabditis elegans is the source of this 3903-nucleotide messenger RNA. It is a transcript of the gene hpo-11, whose product is annotated as Protein kinase domain-containing protein. Lineage: Eukaryota; Metazoa; Nematoda; Chromadorea; Rhabditida; Rhabditidae. The transcript has 14 exons. Bases 158 to 2107 code for a protein of 649 amino acids. The record is from RefSeq and is marked reviewed. Gene Ontology annotation, molecular function: protein kinase activity; ATP binding.
AGAAUUAUAUCGGGGUCGAUUGGAAUCGAAAUAUAUCUGAAAAAGAGGACAAGAAUCAGGGACAAACUGGAGCCCCUUUGGCCGAUUCUUGUCGUCGAAUUGUCCAAUUGAUCUCCCAUUCGCAUUAUUCCUCAUUCAACCGGCGACGACGACGACAAUGGUCAGUUCCGGUGAGGAGCGAACAGCUGCAGGGAAGACACCUAUUGGUGACGACGCGGCCAGCGAUUCAGAUGCAGAUGGAGCUGAAGAGAUCUUAGAAGAGUCACCGGACAAACGAUGGUCAAAACGAAGAGAACAAGUGAAACAGAGAGAUGUACCCGGUAUAGACGUCGCCUAUCUUGCAAUGGAUAACGAAACUGGUAACGAAGUUGUCUGGAAUGAAGUUCAAUUUUCGGAAAGGAAAAACUUUCGAGCACAAGAGGAAAAAAUCAACGCUGUAUUCGAUAAUCUGACUCAAUUAGUUCAUACAAAUCUAGUAAAGUUUCAUAAAUAUUGGACAGAUUCAAAGUCGGAAAAACCAAGGAUAAUAUUCAUCACAGAAUAUAUGUCAUCCGGUUCAAUGUCAGCAUUUCUUCAAAGAACACGAAAAGCCGGCUCAUCACUUAGCAUUAAGGCUUGGAAAAAGUGGACGACGCAAAUUUUGUCAGCAUUAAACUACCUUCAUUCAUCGGAUCCACCUAUAAUUCAUGGAAAUCUGACGUGUAAUACGGUGUUUAUUCAGCAAAAUGGUCUCAUAAAAAUUGGAUGUGUCGCUCCGGAUGCCAUCAACCAUCACGUGAAGACAUGCCGAGAGAAUAUGAGAUAUAUGCACUACAUUGCUCCGGAAUACGAAAUUUUAGACAAUACUGAGCUUACGUCGGCAGCCGACAUCUAUUCAUUUGGAAUUUGUUCACUGGAAAUUGCAGUAAUCGGUGGACUUUCGGGAUGUCAGAAUGGAAGUUCAGAAGGACCAGUCACCGAAGAUGUCAUUGAAAAAGCGAUUCGAUCGUUGGAAGAUCCGAUGCAACAAGAUUUUAUACGACAAUGCCUCAGAAAAGAUCCAGCUGAACGGCCUUCAGCAAGAGAACUUUUAUUUCAUCAGAUACUUUUUGAGGUUCACUCAUUAAAAUUGCUCUCUGCGCACGCAAUUGUCGACUCGAAAAAGUAUGAAGAUGUUUCGGAAAGUGCAUUCCGAAUAAAAGACAAUGAAACAAUUGCUGCAACGUCGAAAUUAAGAGAGAUGGCUUAUUGCCAAGUGGCCGCAUUUCAAGUUGAUCUAGAAAAAUUUCUCGAUGAUGUUCGAAAUGGAAUUUAUCCAUUAACUGCAUUUGCACCACUUGCACAUCAACCAUCUACAACAUUACGGGCAUAUUCGAAUACUAAUCCAUCGACUUUGAUCACUACGGAUAUAUCUGCUCCUUCAUCAACGCAUCCUUCAGCCAACUCAACAAUCACUGCAGAAACAUCAGUUAAUACUAGUUUACCUGGUCAAUCAUCACAGCCAAGUGGUACAACAACUAAUACAAAUGGACCAUCUUCCAUCGGUAAAUCAGCAAGUCCUGAAGCAGUUGAUAAGAAAAUCGGUGAAGUUACGAGUACGGAAUCAACGAGUAAAGUCGAAGUUGAAGUCAAUGGAGCAAAUGUUACAAUAGGAUCAUCAAAUGGGCGUGAUGCUGGAUCACCGACUCCGGAAGAAGAAGGAGAACCAAAUGGGGAGAGAGAUAUGCGGUUAGAAAAUAGACACAUUUUGGAGAUCAAUGUGCAUAUUGAAAAUGAAGAAAUGUCAAUUGUUCUUCUAUUAGAAGAUCAAAUGCAUCGGCAAUUAACAACGUCGAUCAACAAGGGUGACAAUCCAGAAACUUUGACUGAAAAUCUGAUUACACACGGUUUUAUGUGUCAGCUGGAUUCGGAAGGAGUCGAAAAAGCAAUUGCAGUGGCUUUUGAUAUUCGUGCUGCUCGUAUUGCAGAAGGUGUUCAGGAAGAGGAGAAUGAAACAUCAACGAGAGAGUCAAACUCUGAGGCUCCAAUUGAAAACGGUACUUCAAGCUCGAUAACGAAUUCGGUAAAACCAAUUGUUGAUUCGGUUGCUCCUUCAUCUCAAACACCAACAACAACAACAUCUUCCUAGUCUUCAAUUUCUGUUUCCAAUCAUCUCCAUCCCUCCAUCCCUCCCCACAUCCCCGUAUUAUAUUUCCUGUUACAGUUUUUCUCUGUUUUUGUCCAGUUUCCUCUUGUUCCUUUAACCAUUUCUGGUGAUUAGAUGGGGAUCUUUUUCUAUUAACUCUUUUCUCUUUGAAUAGUUCAAUAUGGGUCAAUCGGUAUGUCUAGGUUCUCUUAUUCACUAACUGCGAGAGCUCUGUGCGCAUUUGUUUACCGAGAAUUAACCAUUUCGAUAUUGUGAGAGAGAUCGCGCUCAAGAAAGAUGGGACGACAGUUCCGCCCAGGAAGUAAUAGAGCAACGACUGGGCGGGUCUCGGAGCCACCGCCGUGAGCACCACCAAGUCCAUAGUCGACGGGUUGACGGUGACUGUGUGCUGUAUAGAGGUUUGUCUGUUCGUGUUGACUGACUCUCGGCCCCUUCUAAGAUAUUUGGUAGUGGUAUUUGCGGUCGUGCGAAGAGACGACGGACACGGUCAAACGCCCGACAAAUCGUUUGUCCCCCCACUCACUCCCCCCAUUAUUCCCUAUUGAUCACUGUGAUAUAGCAGUUUUCAACAAACGAUAAGCGAGCACAAUGCUUAAAUUAGCGGCUCUGUUGCUGCUUGCCGCUAUCGCGGUCCGUGCCCAACACGGAACCGUAGGACGGCCUUGUGAGGUCUCCACAGAUUGCGGAACCGGAAAUUAUUGUGCUGGAAAUAAGCGAUGUGCCUGUCUGACGACAUAUGUCGAGAUUGAUUCUUAUUGCUGGAGAAGUAAGUAUUUGAUAAAAUAAAGAGAAACGAGAUUACUGUAGAUCCCCAUACUGAUCACCUUCCCCCAUUCUCGCUGUGCUAGCUUCUCGCCUUCUCGCUUUCUAACUUUAAUUCACAUUCUUCUUGUCGUUUUCAUCAUUAUUCAUAUUUCACGUACAUUUGUGUAUUCAUGUUGAAUGCAUGCGUUUUUUCAUGUUAGGCACUUUUCCGUUUUUCCCCUUCAUAGUCCCAUCAAACUUUCAUUUCAAUUCUUCGUUUCCUUUUUAUCUAUGUGAAAAUGGCAUCGAAAACGUCUAGAUUCCCUACAACGAUUCCCGUAACACGGGCUCCAAAAUUUCUAGGUUUUUACCCGAUAUCCGCCGUGAGUUGCUCGGGUCGUGCCAACUUCUAAAAUGAGAUCUCUUGGCACAACGAACCGAAAACUCCCGGCGUCUUCGUUCCCCAUCCAGUUUGUUCUCCUAAGCUCAUAUCGUGGCCCCAUCCCUUUAGACUUUCUUCUUUGUUUCUCACAAUCUAUAUUCUUUUUAUUUUGGCAAAUACUAUGUAUGGCAUUUUAAAUUGUGAUUCUAUGUAUCUUCCAACGAAUAAUGCCAUACAAAGAAUUUAGUAUCCUGAUUCGUUUUAUCUCGCGCUGUUAUCCUCGUCUCCCGUGUUUUUAGUAUACCCUAGGUCCUUCUAUUUUCUUCUCUUGUCAAAACGAAACAUCCAGAACCAACACGGAUGCUCAUCAACAUUAUUUUUUAUUGUUUCGUUUCAUUGCUUAUCGUCGUCGUUUUGCUGGGUUGUUGUUCUCCAUCCUGGCGGGUUGCUCUUUUAACUUUUUUCUCCUCAUCCGAUUUUAGUUGUCGUUUCUGCAAAAUUUGAGUCACAAAAAUGCCACCAGCGCAAGCACACACACAUAUAUAAGCCUAACUUAUUUUGCCACCGACUGCUUUUCUCUUAUUUUCUCUUUUCUUACCUUCCUUGUGAACCAUUUUCUUCUUUGAUGCAUAAAUAAAUUAUGAAUUGAUUA